Messenger RNA from Ambispora gerdemannii, 888 nucleotides. The record is from the annotation of a GenBank genome assembly. NCBI's taxonomy places the organism in Eukaryota, Fungi, Glomeromycota, Glomeromycetes, Archaeosporales, Ambisporaceae.
AUGGAAAGCUCGGAACUGGUAAAACGACUUUCCUUAUUAGAAGAUAAAAAAAAACAAUUACUUGGAAGCAUUUACACCGCGAAUGAAUCAGGCUCAUACACGACACAGGAAGACAUACCGACAGAAAAACUCACACUUUACAAUAUGGUCAACGCCGAAGAUACAAUCUCUGAAACUAUUUCUUGGAAUGUUUUCGACAUUCGAGUACAUCACCUCGAGAAAAGUGUUUACGGGUUUGAUCCUGUGACAAAGAAAGCUGUACAACAUGUGGCGACGACAAAAACAACCACCGACAAUGAAAACGAUAUUGUAAAAGAAGUUGACAAUUUAAAGGAAACUGACAAUGUAAAGAGAACUAACAAUGAAACGAAAACACAUCAAGAUAAAUUAAAAGAAACAUUGUCAUUGUUAAGACGAGUUGACGAAGUCAAGAAACAGUUUCAGACUAUUAUACGAGAGAGAGAUGGCUUGAAAUCGUUCCUUGAGCAAUAUGACCAGGUAUCGGAAUAUGUUUCACCAUUUAAAGAUGCUGUAGAUAUGGAACGAGCGAUUCUAACAACUGAGGCAAAAGCUGAGAUAAUUAUAGCAUCAGAGGAAGAAUUAUAUGGAGUAGCAGAGAAUUUAAAACAAAUUGAAGAGUUGCAAGGAAUAAUUGAUUCGGAAGAAUUUAAAGGUCUUGAUAGACUCUUUCCGCUACUUACUCCAAUCGAAGCAAACCACGUUAAUCAAGCUGCACGAACAAACGAAGUUUCUACACGAAUAACACAUUUAUUGGACAGAUAUAAUAGAAUUAUAAACACACUUUCAGAGAUUUUUAUCGCCUGGGAUAGUAUCUUGACUAUCAUUGAUAUGGAAAUAUCUGCUCUUGAAAGAAAGGCUCGCGAAUAA